This is a messenger RNA of Anopheles marshallii, 1722 nucleotides long. RefSeq names its product sodium channel protein Nach-like. Gene Ontology annotation, cellular component: membrane. The transcript is spliced from 5 exons. Gene Ontology annotation, molecular function: ligand-gated sodium channel activity. Bases 1 to 1722 code for a protein of 573 amino acids. The record is from RefSeq and is a predicted model, not a curated record. Lineage: Eukaryota; Metazoa; Arthropoda; Insecta; Diptera; Culicidae. Gene Ontology annotation, biological process: sodium ion transmembrane transport.
AUGGUUCAUUCUUUAUCCGUUCUUGCUGCUCUGAGGCAAGCGUCACUGACGGUUGUGGAGACGUUUUGGAUAUUUUGUGAGAAUUCGUCCCUGCAUGGACUUCGCUAUAUUGGGCCCAACAAGGCGAUACGGGGCAACAUCCUGUUGCGGUUCGUCUGGAGUGUGAUCGCAAUGGUGAGUUUGGGGUUUACGCUUCUCCUUGCCAACUCUGCCUGGGAUCAGUUCCGGAGCAAUCCAACGCUGACCACCAUCGAGACGACCUCCUAUCCGGUGUCGCUGAUUGCAUUCCCAUCGGUGACGCUGUGCAAUAUAAAUAAGAUACAUUCGUCUAAAGCGGUGGAGCUUGGUAAACAGCUAAUGGAGUUGGGAAUACCUUUAAAUGAUACGACGGAUGUGCUUUACUCGUUACCCCGAUUGAACGACUAUCGCCCUAUAGAUCAGCGUAUAAUUGCUAUAGAACAGCUGCUAGCGUCGAAAGGAUAUGAUACGGAACGUUUAUCGUUUGAAGUUGCUCCACCAUGCGAAACGAUGAUGAUUCAUUGCUUCUGGUUGAUGAAACCCGUACAGUGUAGAACCUUGUUUCGGCGUACGAAAAUAUUUGCCGGCUACUGUUGCUCCUUCAAUGCGGAUCGAUUUUUGGAGCCCAACUUUACGCGAUCGCAAGAUGCUUUACCGCAGGACAGCAUACAUGUCACCGGGAUUGGGAAGGGUGAAGGACUGUCGGUACUGAUGGACAUUGGCGAGAGUUACUACAUGGCUUCGAAUCGGUUUUCGUACGGCAUAGAGGUAUACGUCCAUCGGUCGUUCGAUUUUCCCGACUAUUCGGACUACACCACCGUCGUACAGCGAGGCACCGAGACGGACGUGUCCAUCUUGCCCACGAUGGUAACGGCGAGUCCUGCGUUGCGCAACAUCCCGCUCGAAAUGCGGGGCUGUGCGUUCGCCGAUGAGGGCAACAUUACGACAAGCGUCCCGUACACGUACAGCAAUUGUAUGAACGAGUGUGAGAUGCGUUACAUUGCCACUGCGUGUCGAUGCAUUCCGCUGUUUAGACAAACGGUUGAGCUGCAAGCAAUGCUGCAGGUUCCCAUUUGCGGAUUUCGGGAACUCGCGUGUUUGUUGGAUUUGAAAGAACGCGUCAGCUUUACAUCAGCGCAGGUGGGCAACAUGGCGGGUAGUGAAUCCAAACGUUCCAACAUUAAAUGUCACUGCUAUCCCAGUUGCACUUUGGAGAAAAAUGAAGUUCACACCAUAACGAAUACCAUCUCCAAGCCCCAAAACGAUUACUAUACUCCAGAAUUCAACUUCUCCGCGUACGGUGUGCUGCACGUGCAUUUUCGUUCGACCAACUGUCUCAAGUAUAGGCGCGAACCGUUCGUCACCUGGCAAACGUUGGUCGCCACCUUUGGUGGAAUUCUUGGACUCUGUUUUGGAGGUUCGAUACUUAGCUUGAUCGAGGCUGUGUUUCUGUUCGGCGUCAUUCCUUUUACAGUGUUUAAAGCGAUGAAGAAUAAGAGCAAGGCUCAUCCUUCACCUACGGUUAAUGCAAUUUCUUAUGUGAACUACCCGCGGCAUCAGCCGUUAGGAUACUUUAGACGCAAGGAAGUUAUGGCGCGAGCCAUCAACAAUGCUGGCGCAAUGUGGGGAACGGGGAAAAGCAUGCCCUCGGAUAACCGACGCUGGAAGCAACACUACAUCGAUGAACUCAGAAUAAUACCGUAA